GCGCGUCCGUCCUCAGUUCCUCGCCGCCACCACCCGCUCACGCCAUCAAUGAUACAUGUGAAUUACACUUGGUAGUGAGCCGUUUGUCAUUAUUAUUUUAUUAUUACCCCAACUUGCUGCCAGUUUGCACCUUCAGCGCGGCGCAAGACGAUCCCAGGGAGCUGGUGAAGAAGCAAGGCGCUGAGGGGCUCACAGUAUCACAACUCUUGACACGUGGUGGUGGUGGUGGUGGUGGUGGUUUCUUGCUGGAGAAAAACACAAGAAGUUUGUCUGUGGCGAAAAAAAAAAUGAUGCAUUCUGUGUUGUCUGCUGGACCUGAUGAUUAGUGAACUGGAGAGAUUUCGAUGUGAAACUUUGUGUGUUGCUCAGUGUAAGAGCAGAGGGACAAGGGGAAGGCGUGGAAGAGGUUAAGGGCGCGUGGGCACUGGUGUGGCAGUGAGGGAGUGUCGCGGGUCGCUGGUCGCCGCAGUGCCCAUGACCAACAUGGAAGGACGAGGGGGCGCGUCCCCCGCCCCCUCGCCAGCGCCCCAGGACCAACCCACGGACCUGAGGGUAUCACGGGAACCUGAGAGGACGCCCCAACCUGCAGUCAAGAUUGGGGCCCUGCAGCAGCCCUCCACACCACUCAUGACGGUCCUGCCCCUGGGUCUGCAGCAACUAGCCAGGGCUCCGUCCUCCUUCAUGAUUGGGGACAUCCUCCGACAGAAGGCACAGGAAGCUGCAGGACAAAACCACCAUCACGACCACCCACGCCUUCACGACAAUCACCAUGACGACGAGGAUGGUGACGAAGACGACGAGGAGGGCAGCCACCACCUCCUCUCUCGCCAUGGGUCGCCAGCGUCGACGGCGGAGGACGGGGACGAGGAUGGAGGUGAUGGGCCGCCGCCUUGCAAGAAGCAGAGGAAGGCGCGGACGGCGUUUACAGACAACCAGCUGCAGACACUGGAGAAGAGCUUCGAGCGUCAGAAGUACCUGAGUGUGCAGGACCGCAUGGAGCUGGCUGCCAAGCUGAACCUGACCGAUACCCAGGUCAAGACCUGGUACCAGAACAGACGGACCAAAUGGAAGCGCCAGACGGCCGUAGGUCUGGAAUUACUGGCGGAGGCUGGUAACUACGCCGCCCUACAGAGGCUUUACGGGCAGCACUACUGGCCACCCACACCCUCCCUCGCAGCCCACCUCACGCCCACCCUCCCUGCAGGUGUGGAGGCCUACUACAGACACGUCGCUGCCGCCCUCUCCCAGCGCACCACCGUCCCACCUCGUCCCUUCCUCCCUCAUGCCCUUUCCCAGGCCUCUCCUCUUUCCUCCCUCUCCCAGGCACACCUUUCCUCCCUCUCCUCUCAUUACUACUCUACCCUCACCUCCUCCCUCUCACCUACAGCCUCCACAUUGCCCCAGCCGCCGUCGUCUCCGCCAGCUUCCACUGCUUCACCCACACAGUCUUCCGCCCCGAGCCCGACCAGUCCAUCCACUCCGCCCUCUCCGCCCUCCCACCACGAGCGACAACAGCCCUGAACUACCCCUCAGUCCCAGGGAACAACCUUUUAAGGGUAUAUUCUAUGAACUAAGUGGAGCAACGACUCUGGUUAGAUGCCCCAGAUCUUGGAGUAAACACCCCAGCCUGAUCUAUGACGUCAGCAGCCCGCUAGUACGAUAGAAAACGUAAUAAAUAUUGAUACUACUAACAAUAAACAGUGAACUCGUUAUUAUUUUUAUUAGUUAAGGAGAAUUCGUUACGGAAAAAUGCACAAUCUUAGUAGGAAGUUACUCGUCUUAGUGACUUGUUUCACACAUUCACUCGUUGUUGGAACUCUCUAAGGUAGUUCAUGAGAUAAACUCGUAUAUGUGUAUUGUUUGUUUGUUUUGGUUCAACGUCUCCAAGCAACAAACACUAACAAACACUGAUGAUGUUCGCCUGUUUUUUAUUUCCAAGUGACUUCUUAAAUGAAAUAGUGGAAGACACGUUGGAGCAAGGCAUUUCUGCUCAUAGAUGUCUAAAAUAGUUCAGACAUCAUCAACACAAGAGACAAUGGAACCAGACGUUAAUUCUGCUUGUUAUUUUUUACUCUUCGUAGAUAUCUAAAGGAGUUCAGACAUUAUCCCUGAAUGAUACAAUGGCACCAAAAUAUGUCUGCUUUUGAAAUAUAAGCAAAUGUCUAAAACUUACUAAAAAGUUUUAGAAGAAAAACAAAGACAAACUGAAAAUUACAAACCUAAAAGACUAAACUUGAAUGAAAAGAAAAAUCAUCAAAACUGCAAUAGAGUUUAUAAGAAAAAUUUGAAUUGUAAUUGAGUGAAUAGAUAAAUGGUUUCAUAGUUGGAAUGCUUUUUGUGAUAGUGAAGCGAGAUGAUAGAGAUAAUGAGUAUAGUUCUAAUGAUCAUUAUUAUUAUUUACCUUAUUUGUAUUGUGAAUAAGGUGUUAGUUGGUUAUGAAGACUCAAUGCAAAUUAUUAUUACUACUAUUAUUACUACUACUACUACUACGUGUGUUUACGCCAAAGCACUGUUUGUAUGGAGGAGAGAGAGAGAGAGAGAGAGAGAGAGAGAGAGAGAGAGAGAGAGAGAGCACGUAUGAGUGAUUUAUGGGUGAGUGCAUACGUAUAUAGUGAGGAUGUAAAGUCAACAACAACAAAUUUCUGCAUCUUUAUGGUAUUAUACAAUAUGACACACAGGACAUAGAGUUCUGAACAACACUCAUUUAUGCGGGUGAUUCCUGUUUUUUUCUCUGUAAUCAAUAUUUGCGAUAUAAAACACACAUCAUACUGGCUCUAUAAUGCAUCACACAACCAGAAAUACCAACGUUACCAAAUUAACACGGCCUCAGUCAGUGGUCGUUGCAGAAGCCAUCAGAACCAAGGGGUGUAGAAUUUUGUUUUGCUGACUCUACAUGUGUACGUUUUUGAGUGCGUUGGUGAAUGUGUAUAUAAUUUGGACGUGUGGCUAUGUUUGAGUGCGUUAUUGUACAUUAAGUACGUUCCUGUGUGUCCAUGGCUGAGUGUGUUUGUGUACUUAAAUGCGUUCGUAUACGUUUGAGUGCGUUGAUUUACGUUGAUUGCGUCUGUAUACUCAGUAUACUCUACCUGUAUGCUUGAAUGCCUCCGGGAUUGUGUAUUUUUAAGAGAGUUCUUGACUGUUCAUUAUUGCGUUAGUUAUACUUGUGUGAACGAAUUAUCAAACGUGCUUGAACGCUCUCAUGUGUGUGUGUGUGUGUGUGUGUGUGUGUGUGUGUGUGUGUGUGUGUGUGUGUGUGUAUAUG
Molecule: messenger RNA, 3262 nt
Organism: Homarus americanus (American lobster)
Lineage: Eukaryota; Metazoa; Arthropoda; Malacostraca; Decapoda; Nephropidae
Product: homeobox protein B-H1-like
Exons: 4
Coding region: 475-1521 (348 amino acids)
Biological process (GO): regulation of DNA-templated transcription
Molecular function (GO): DNA binding; DNA-binding transcription factor activity, RNA polymerase II-specific
Source: RefSeq, a predicted model, not a curated record